CCAAACCAUCUUCCCGCAGUCGCCGACUCUCCUCCUGUAAGCUCUCUCUCUUCACGCGCGCGCACACACGCUCACCUCUCACGAGUUAAUUGGUUUACAGAUGCGGGUAACUCCAGCGUUUUCAUUGACUUUAGGGAUUUAUACUGUUUUCCAGAAGACCCAAAGGCCUCAUCGAGAACGAAAUCCAGAAAAAAAAAGAUAAAAGAAAAAAAAUCGAUUACCGGGGUCUCGCUCGAUGUACUUUUGGGUUUUCGAUUUUAGUUACAGCGUAGCUGUGUAGUAGAGACAGAAAAUUUGAGGGAGAGGUUUAUCUAUUGGUCAAGGGUUCUGCCUUUCCAAUUUCGUUUGUAUCUUUCCUGUAGCGAAUCUGGAAUUCAAUAAAAAGAUUGAGGAAUACUGCUUUUAUUUUUAUUUUUUUCAUUUUCUCAGUUGAUUGAUUGUUCGCGAUAACCUAAUUGUUGAUUAUGUUUUCAUGAGAGCUGAUUGUUAACUGUUAUCGGAAAUAAGAACGAGAGAUUUCUGUUGCUAUUUUCUUUGUUAUUUCAUUUUGAUGUUCUGAGAGAGUGAAAAAAAAGAAAAAAAAUAAAAAUUAUUAGCAAAGAGAAGGAACUGCGUUGAAUUGCUGAGAAGGGUUUAGUUAAUGGGUAGCCCUGGAUCAAGUGCUUUGGCUACUGCAACUCGUGUCGGAUUAUCCGAGCCCAUCUCGACUGGUGGCCCUUCAGAAUCUGACGUUUCUAAGACUCGUGAGUUAGAAAAGUUUCUUGUAGAUGCGGGAUUGUAUGAGAGUCAUGAUGAAGCUAUCAAAAGAGAGGAAGUUCUUGGUAGAUUAGACCAGAUUGUCAAGACAUGGGUGAAGAAUGUUGGCCGUGUUAGAGGUUAUAAUGGAUCAGUAAUUCAAGAGGCAAAUGCAAAGAUUUUCACAUUUGGUUCUUACCGGCUUGGUGUACAUGGCCCUGGUGCUGAUAUUGAUACCUUAUGUGUCGGACCUAAAUAUGCUACUCGAAAUGAAGACUUCUUUGGCGAACUUCACAGAAUGCUUUCAGAUAUGCCUGAAGUACAAGAGCUGCAUCCUGUACCAGAUGCUCAUGUACCGGUGAUGAGGUUCAAGUUCAAUGGUGUCUCUAUAGAUCUACUUUAUGCAAACGUGUCCCUGUGGAUUAUUCCUGAAGAUUUGGAUAUUUCACAAGAAUCUAUUCUCCAAAAUGUGGACGACCAGACUGUUCGAAGUCUCAAUGGUUGUAGAGUAACAGACCAUAUAUUGCGCCUGGUCCCAAAUAUUCAGAGUUUUCGUACUACACUGCGAUGUAUGAGGCUGUGGGCGAAGCGGCGUGGAGUUUAUUCAAAUGUCACUGGUUUCCUUGGUGGUAUCAAUUGGGCAUUGCUUGUUGCCCGCAUCUGCCAGCUGUACCCUAAUGCUCUGCCGAGCAUGUUGGUAUCCCGCUUUUUUAGGGUAUACAAUUUGUGGCGGUGGCCAAAUCCUGUAAUGUUGUGUCCAAUUCAAGAUGGAUCUUUAGGACUUUCUUUCUGGGAUCCUAGAAGAAAUUAUAAGGACAGAACACACCUGAUGCCCAUUAUAACUCCUGCAUAUCCCUGCAUGAACUCCAGCUACAACGUCUCAACAAGCACAUUGCGAGUCAUGAUGGAAGAAUUUCAUCGGGGAAAUGAGAUAUGCGAGGAUAUAGAAGCAAACAAGCUUAGGUGGGAAACUCUUUUUGAGCCUUUUGCUUUCUUUGAAGCAUACAAAAAUUAUCUGCAGAUAGACAUAGCAGCAGAGACUGAUGAUGACUUGAUGAGCUGGAAAGGUUGGGUUGAGUCCAGGAAACGUUUGCUUACCUUGAAGAUUGAAAGGGACACAAGUGGGGUACUUCAGUGCCAUCCACACCCUGGUGAAUUUUCAGAUAAAUCUAAGCCAUUUCACCAUAGUUAUUUCAUGGGAUUGCGAAGGAAGGAAGGUGCUAACCCUCAAGAAGCUCAGCAAUUUGAUAUAAGGAUGACAGUCGAGGAUUUUAAGCGUGAUGUAUAUGCAUACUCGUUCUGGAAGCCAGCAAUGUGGAUCCAUGUGUGCCAUGUUAAACGGAAGGACCUACCUAUCUUUGUCUUUCCUGGUGGAGUCCGGCCAUCUCCCCCCCAAAGAAACUCCUCCGAGAGUCGUACGACUCUGAGAUCACUUGCCUCCUACCCUGUUCAAUCUGAUGCUGUUGUGAGCAGAAAGAGGAAGAAACUAGACGAACCCAAUAGAGGAACUAGCUUGACUGAGUCUUCAAGCACUGGUGCAUGUGCCAGUGAUGCAACUUCAUUUGAUCCAAGAAUUUUAAGUAAACAACCCGAACCUGAUAUUAGUGCCGCCAAAAUUGAAGAUGGAGUUGCUGAGAACCUCCCUAUACAUGCCCGGGAAAUUCCAGGACUUGAUCAAAGCGAACUUGCUGCCAAACCUUCAGCUUCUGCUGAUGCUUUCCCUGUUCCAAUGGCAACGGAGAAACACGUCACUGAGCAGUCUUCUGCACAGAUUCCUCUCGCACACCAAGCUUCUUCGGAAGUAUUCGAUGGGCUUGAAGGUGUUUUGAAGAGCGAAACCCAGAACAAUGCGGAGGCAGAAGGAGUUGCACAACCAGAGUUGUUCCCAGACGAGGAAGCUGUAGAAUUAGCAAUAGCAGGGAAUGGCACUGCCUCCAUUAUUCAACCCAAGACCGACUUAGAGGAGCUAGAGCCUCUGGAACUGCCCGUAUCAACUGCAAUCGCAUCUGCAUCUGCAUCAGCAAAAGUGCCAGCUCAGAAGCCGCUUAUCAGGUUCAGUUUCACCUCUUUGCCUAAGGCAACUGGUAACAGUGCAUGAGUCCGUGCAAUCAUGGAAUGGAACGACCUCUUGAGCUCGAGGAGUGGAGAAUGGUACGAAGGAGGUCUUGUUGCUAUAUAAUAAAAUAUCGACAAACUUGGUCCUUUUUGUUGAGAUUGGAUUGGAUUGGAUUUGGUGGUGGCGGAAUCAUGUUGUAAAUUAUACACUAAGUUCAACUGUGUAACGCAAUGUUUUGCAAUCCAAUAAAUUUGAAUAA
Molecule: messenger RNA, 3050 nt
Organism: Salvia splendens (bonfire salvia)
Lineage: Eukaryota; Viridiplantae; Streptophyta; Magnoliopsida; Lamiales; Lamiaceae
Product: nuclear poly(A) polymerase 1
Exons: 12
Coding region: 641-2833 (730 amino acids)
Biological process (GO): RNA 3'-end processing
Cellular component (GO): nucleus
Molecular function (GO): poly(A) RNA polymerase activity; RNA binding
Source: RefSeq, a predicted model, not a curated record